UCCAGGGUAACAUAUAUGAGUUCAUACUGAGAUCUCUGUAGAGGCAAAAAAAUCUCACAUUAGAUCUCUAUAAUAUCUGGAUUUCCCCCACCUAGAUAAUAACGAGAUGCGUUUCUCUUGAGAAAAACACCCCAGUAAUCUCAGAAGAGAUAUCGAAAAUAUAUCAAACUGUGUUCAAAUCUCAAUAUAUGAACCCAAACAUAUCUUAUAUAGUUCUCAUGACAACUAUUGACUCGUUUGGGUCUGUUUUUAUUUCUCACAAGGAAUUUUAGGAGAAACAUCAAAGACAAAGUUGAUACCCAAAUUAAAUUGAGAAGUGGAAAAUCUCAGAAGAUGUCUCCUAAGGGUCUGACUUUGAUAUCUUGAGAAAUCUAAUCACAUUUUAAGACUUUAAGAUCUCUUCUGAAACUUUAAAUAAGAUACAUGUGAGGUUUCUGGGGUCUUUUUCACAGGAGAAACAUCUGAAGAAGAAAGAUAGUUGUACAGCAAAUCUCUCUAUUUAAGCUCAUUGGUUUCUCUGAUGGACAGCUGAGAUAUUAACAAGAUCUGUUUCUCCGUACAGGGCAGGUGUCCCAGCAAACGAUGCCGUCUCACCACAAAGAGCUCGUGCCUCAGCUGGCCUGGAUGGAGGUCAAUAAAACCACAGAGAAUACGAGUGCUCAAGCAUUUGACAGAAAACCUGCAAUCGUGGGCCCAGAGGUCAGCUUGAAGCAGACGCCCUUCGAAAGAGCCGCCUAUAACCUCGGACACAAGGAGAAGCUUGUCAAUGACCUCGCUUUCGGCAAACGGAUCAGCUUUUACGAGCUUCGUGGGGAAAUAGGCAAUGGAAACUUCUCCCAGGUCAAACUCGGCAUUCACGACAUGACCAAAGAAAGGGUUGCUAUUAAGAUCAUGGAUAAGCUGCGUUUGGACAAGCGCUCGCAGAGGUUGUUCUCAUCUGAGAUACGCUGCAUGGAGAGACUGUCCCACCCCAACAUCGUGCGUCUGUAUGAGGUGGUGGAGACGUUUCGCAGGCUUCAUCUGGUGAUGGAGUACGCGCCUGGAGGAGAGCUGUACUCCAGGAUCGCCACCAGAGGACGCCUGUCUGAUCUGGAGAGUAAACUGGUUUUCUCUCAGAUACUGUCUGCUGUCACACACAUGCAUGACAACAACAUCAUCCACCGGGACCUGAAGGCUGAAAACGUCUUCUACACCACCACAUACUGCAUCAAAGUGGGCGACUUCGGUUUCAGCGCUGAAUGCAAACCCACCGACAUCCUCACCACCUUCUGCGGCUCUCCGCCCUACGCCGCCCCUGAACUCUUCCGGGACAAGGGUUACAUCGGACCGCCGGUGGACAUCUGGGCUCUGGGCGUUCUGCUGUACUUCAUGGUGACGGCCACAUUCCCCUUUAACGGCUCGAGUCUGAGACGACUGCGCUUCUGCAUCCUCCGAGGAUCCUACACCAUUCCUGCGUUCGUGCCUGACCUCUGUCAGUAUGUGAUUAAGGGCGCGUUGAGGCUGGUCCCGGCUGACCGUAUAUCCCUGGCGCAGAUCAUGUCCAGCGCGUGGUUGAGGGGAACCGAUUAUCCGCUGCCGUACGCACCUGCUCCUCCCACACCUGCGCACCUGGCCGAUGCGUCACGGACGCUCUCCACCGAAGAGCGCUCGGUCAAACUCGCGCUCCAGGAGCUGGGAAUCACCGAGAGUCACCUCAGGAACAACGCGGUGCUGGACUCCCGAAGCCCGCUGACCGGGAUCUACCGGAUUCUUCUGCACCGAAUUCAGAGGCGCAGAUCCGUAGAGUCGGCGGGAUACACGCCGCUCUGUCCCGCAAAUACGCGUCUCGGCAGGAGGUGCUGGUCUCACCCUACGACCAUCUAUAGGAAACAAGAACAGUCCGCCGUCUGUGCCAUCCUAUAGACAACAUAAAGAAAUUCAGAGACAGGUGUGAUUGACUGGGUCGGUCUUUCUAUGAAACCAGAGCCUUUUCUACUUUUUUGAGCUAUUCAGCCAAAUAUGUAAAUUUUGUCAUCAUUUUGCCUACUCACCUUCGAGUUGUUCCAAACCUGGAUGAGCUUAUUUCAUUACCAAGAGGACAAUUUAAAAAUGUAAGAUAUUUUGAAGAAUGUUAGCAACCAAACAGUUGACAGUAUAGCCAUUGACCUCCAUUGAAUUUGUUCCCCAUACUUUUUAAGUCUGUGGCCAGCAACUCUUUGGUUAGCAAUAGCCUAUUGUUCAUCUUCUUUUGUGCUCAGCAGAAGAAAGAAACUCAUACAGGUUGGUAACAACUUGAGGGCAAGUAAAUGAUUACUGAAUUUUCAUUUAAUGUUCAUAAAUUGUAUGGCAAGCUUAAUUAAUGCAUGUUUAAUAAGUGUUGAGAUAAUAACAUAUUAUACAGCAUAAUAACAGCAUUGACUGACAGAUGGCUAAGUUUUACCAUUUUAUUUAGCAUUUUUUUCAUCAGUCAUUUACUGUAAAAUUGUAUUACUUGA
Messenger RNA from Onychostoma macrolepis, 2474 nucleotides. Its product is annotated as serine/threonine-protein kinase NIM1. Gene Ontology annotation, cellular component: cytoplasm. The coding region runs from base 583 to 1902 and encodes 439 amino acids. The record is from RefSeq and is a predicted model, not a curated record. The transcript is spliced from 3 exons. Gene Ontology annotation, molecular function: protein serine/threonine kinase activity; tau-protein kinase activity; ATP binding. Gene Ontology annotation, biological process: protein phosphorylation; intracellular signal transduction; microtubule cytoskeleton organization. NCBI's taxonomy places the organism in Eukaryota, Metazoa, Chordata, Actinopteri, Cypriniformes, Cyprinidae.